AUGUUUUUAUUCGUUCUAAUUUUACUUAUCCCUACUUUUUGUCAAUCAAAUUUUGACAAAAAAGAAUUUCAUUGGAAAUUACCUUUGGGAUCAGCUUCACACGAAAGUAAAGCUGAUGAACUCUUGAAAAUCAACGUUGCUGGUGAAACUUUGUUUACAACAAAUUCAACAUUAACAUAUAUUCCAAAUACAAAACUUUCUCUUUUUCGUCUUUGGCCACGUGAUGAAAAAGGUCAUUUGUUUUUUGAUUUUCCACCAAAUCUUUUCAAAGAUUUUCUCUCUCAACUUCGUCGUUGGUCAAUUCGUAAUAAUCGAUCAGAUGAUAUCAGAUUUGAACCACCAUCAUGGAAAGUUAAAGACGAAUUUAAUGAAAUGAUCAUUGCAUUAGGUUUUGAAAAAUAUCAGCGAAUUCCACCAACUCAAUGUAUUAAAUAUAAACUUAUUGAUGAUUUUUAUUAUCGUGCAGAUGUCACUCCCAACGAAUCAUAUGAAACAAAUAAAACAAAUAAAGUAUCUGGUUGGACAAGAUUUGUUGAUCAAGCAGGUACGAUAAUCAUUGAUUAUGUACCUACUGGCCGAAAUUUUCGUCCAUGUGGUUAUUCAUGGGUUUUUGGUUGGUUUUUUGGUGUUUAUCCAACUCGACUUUAUUCAACAACAAUUGGUAAAAUAUGUUAUUAUGGUCCACAGAACGCCGUUCCAUGUGAUCGAACGGCUAAUGGAACUAUAAGUGUUACUCAUUGCGGUGAUUAUUUUGUUUUUGAUAUACAAAUAACUGAUAAUCAUCCUACCAUUUGUACGAUUGACCGACCAAUGCCCUCUUAA
Molecule: messenger RNA, 822 nt
Organism: Adineta ricciae
Lineage: Eukaryota; Metazoa; Rotifera; Eurotatoria; Adinetida; Adinetidae
Source: the annotation of a GenBank genome assembly